This is a messenger RNA of Tetranychus urticae (two-spotted spider mite), 2089 nucleotides long. RefSeq names its product motile sperm domain-containing protein 2. Gene Ontology annotation, cellular component: endoplasmic reticulum-endosome membrane contact site; endomembrane system. NCBI's taxonomy places the organism in Eukaryota, Metazoa, Arthropoda, Arachnida, Trombidiformes, Tetranychidae. The record is from RefSeq and is a predicted model, not a curated record.
GAAAAGAUCUGAAGCCUGGAAGAUUGCUUGAUAAUUAUUGAAAAACAAAUAAAUUUGGUAAAAACAGAGCUGAUUGUAAAAAAAGCUGAAGAUAACGAUGAUGACGAUAGUAAAAGGACAAGCCAAGAAGUAAGAGAAACUUCAUUGAUCAUGUCAGCCAAUAUUUUCAGUUGAUAAUCAUGAUGAUCAUGGUUUGUGGUAACUCUAUCCAUACCAAUUUUCAUUCAACAGUGAUAGUAUCAUUAACUGGCUCCACUUGUAAUUUACAAUCAAUUUGACAUCAGCUCCAUUCAUUUGUUUACAUCAGUCUUUACACUUAACAACUUGACUCUCCUCAAUAAAUCCAAUUUCAACCGUUUCUAUUUUUACCAUUUGUGUUUACCAAUUGUUGACCAACUUAAUUCAAUAAUUAACAGUUAAUUAACUGUUCAAUACACAGUGAUAACAUUUUACUAAGCGAUGCAAGUUUUGAUGACAAUACCACUGAAACUGUGAAUAAAACCAAAACAAUGAGAGACGCGGUUUUGUCUAACAUUUGAAAAAUCGUCCAACCUCAUUGUAUAUCUCUGACUCCAAAUCUCGAUCAUCUGUAGACUCUAAUUACAAUCGUUAUUAUUAGUGUUUAAUUUGCACUCAUCGAGCUAAUUUGCUUUGUAAAUUAGCAAAAAUUUACUCUCAAUUUCUUGGUUUCAAGAAAAUACUGUUUCUCAAGUUUACUAACAAUUCAACUGUUGCAGUGACUUAAUAACAACCUGAUUGACAAUGGAAAUAAUCAAGAAAAUCUUUCAUUCAUCGAGUCCAUCACCUCUUCCCGAAGAGCAGUGUUUUUAUAAAAUUGGUCCCGAUGAUCGUGUCAAGAUAUCAGCCAUUCGAGAGAUUAUAUUAUUUGAAGCCAAAAAUGAUCCAAAAUCAAUCACCUUGGAGGACGUUGAGCGAAUUGAAAAUGAUGACAUUUUCAUUUUCCGAUUUAUAAGUCAACAUGAUGGCCAUUUGGAGGCUGCCUUGAAAACCUUAAGGAAAUCCUUACGAUGGCGGAAAGAGAAUCGGGUUAACCAGUUGAAUAUGUAUUCAGUGUUUAUCCCAAAGGAGGUUGCUAAGGCCAGAGGCUUCCACAGUUAUGUCCGAGAUAAAAAUGGAACACCAACAAUCUAUUCCAGACCAUGUGCUAUACCACCCAGAAAAUUUAAACCUUUAAUCACGGAUUCUGUUAUUUAUUUUGGUGAAUUAGUGUCCAGGAAAGUAUCACAAUAUGGACGUCGGUUUGGCUUCAUAAGCGAUUGCUCUAAUCUUGUUUUCCAUAAAUCCAUGCUGGAUUUUGAGCUGUUUAGAGAAGUGAUUAAGCUAAGAGAUUUGAAUUAUCCAGACUUGUAUGCUUAUGUUGCCUUCUACGAAUUUCCAGUCUCUCUUAAAUGGCUUUUCAAGCUUGUUUCUCCCAUGUUACCUAAAAAGACAAGGGAAAAGAUCAUAUUUAUUGACAAGGAUACAAUAGACGAUUUUAUUGGGUUGGAUAAUGUACCUGACUAUAUGGGUGGAAGGUGUAAAAUGCCAUACCAUUUGGAUCCAGAUUCAUUUCCACCGAUUGAAGAAGCACUGGAAAGUAGAGGAUACACUAAAGAUGAUGUAGAUGAGCUUCGUGAAUUUUUUGCUGAAGAGUUGAAAAAAUUUGAAAGCGAAUUGUCCAAACCAGACUUGAAAUUUAUCAAACUAGAAGAGUUAGAAAAUUAUUUUGACUGAACAAACAUCUGAUCAAGUAAUCAAUGUAAAUACUGCUUAAAAGCAUAACUUACCUUUUGUCGUCCAUGUCCAACCACUCAAUCAGUUAAUUAAAAAUUAUUUACAACACAAGAUUUAAAAGGUAAUAUUUGGUUAAUUUAAUUGGUUACUGGGCAUUCCAAUUCAAAUCAUGUAAAGGUAGAUUUUGCUCGAAGGUACAUUUUUUUACCCAAAACGGUUUGCAUUGACAACCUAAAAAAGGCAACCUUAAAUAUUUCAAUACCAAAUUUAACCCUAAUUCCCAUGAAAUUUCAUUUAUUAUUUCUAACAAUUUUUAAGUAAUGUAUUAUAUUUAAAAUAAAGUUUUACUCAAAAA